Molecule: messenger RNA, 1557 nt
Organism: Loa loa (African eye worm)
Lineage: Eukaryota; Metazoa; Nematoda; Chromadorea; Rhabditida; Onchocercidae
Exons: 6
Coding region: 1-1332 (443 amino acids)
Source: RefSeq, a predicted model, not a curated record
AUGAUGAUACCCAGCAGUCGUGGUAUUUUACCACCACAAUCAAAGUGCUACAGUACAACAUCCAGUUUCUGCCCACAACAACCGUUCUGGCCUCCAACUACACCUACAGUAGCCAGUAUCCGGUCAUCAGUAAAUACAGCUAUCCCUUUCAAUUCUCCCGGUGCAGCUGCUAGCACCACUACAGACCUCUUGAAUUUCCUACAUGCGGUGUUUCUCAAUAACUCGAUCACUAAUAAUGGACCGAGAUCACUGAGCAGUGGGCAGCGCUAUUGGUCAGCAUUACCAGCAGUGUGCAGUAGUGGCACAGUACUUACUCCUUUUACCAGCCACUCCUCAACUACAACCAGCAGUAACUACCAAUGUAAUAUUAAUUUAGAAGGUAAGAGCGGUAUUAAUUAUAACGGUAACUUCAGUACUCCUAAUUUUGAUCAUGAGAUCGGUGCAGAUAUUGACUACACUGGUGGUUUUUUCGACAGUUCAAGUAGCACAUUGUCUACUUCUGCGCAAGAAAUGCCGUUUUAUAUUAAACGGCAGCACUCGAGUUUUGCAUCUGAAAAUGAUGUACCUGCUGGAAUUGUUUCGCUGAAUAGCGAUUUGGUGGACUUUGCAUGUCAGUACCGUUGGUCAACAGCAACUGAACAACAUAAAUGUGCAUUAAAGCUCCGUUGUUGUUCGUCAAAGCAGUGGUCGUCUUAUCACAACGACGGUAACAGCAGUUCAUCUUUAAGGAGUAUGGAACAGAAAGCCGAAUGCUCAGUUAUUCGUCCAAGAAUGCCUUUAGUAGCUCCAGUGCGAUUGUCACCUCGUAAUGAGCCACUGACAUUGUUUUUCACUGAUAAAUACGUCUUCAGUAAUCAUUACUUGUGCCAACAACUGUGCAUCGAUGGAAUGAAUUUUAUUUGCACAGAACAAUACUACAUGUACUGGAAAGCUAAAUUGUUCAAGGACGAAGAUACUGCGAUGGCGAUAAUGGCAAGCCAUGAUCCGAAACAAAUGAAAAUGCUGGGCGCAAAAGUGAAAAAUUUUAGCCAGCCAAUUUGGGACAAAUUUUCGACGCAAUACGAGCAGAACAAAGAUCUUCGACAAGCAUUAUUUCGUACAAUGUAUACAGUUUUGGUUGAAUGUAAUCCCCGAGAUCAGCGAUGGGGUAUUGGAUUGGGGAUGGACGAACCAGACGCUUGCGAUCCGCAGCGGUGGAGGGGUUUAAAUUUGUUGGGGAGGCUACUGACUCGAAUUCGUGAUCGUAUGGCCGAAAAUGCCAUUUAUAGGAAUGAGGUUGUUGAAGCUCAGUCGAUUAUACACUUCAAGGGUUUUCUGGGCAGAACUGCGUAGAUGGGAAUUCCUGAUAGUUGCAAUAUCUCGGUGUUUCCUGAUAUGUAUUUUUCCUGUCGACGUUGUAAACUUCUAGCCUGAAUAGAACUAACAGUCUUCAUUACCACCAUUCUGACUUGUGGUAAUAUGUGGCUUUCAUCUUGCUGUAUUUAAAUUAUCAGACUAGCGUACUCUGUUGUCACUUUACUAACCACUAAGCGGAGAUGAAUUGUUGGAACAAAGUUG